UUCAAUAUGUCCUCUCAUUUUUUUCAAUCACCCAAUACAAUACUUCUACCUAACUUUUCUACCAAUUACAAUAGUAUAAAAUAUCAUAUAUCUAUAUUUUAAAAUUACUGAAUAAUCACCCUCGAGCCUAGUUUGGUGGAGGGAAGUGAAAUAUAAUUUAUCCAAAACAGUAAAUUGAAAUGUAUAAAAGACUCCUACCCACAAAGUACUCCCUCUCAUUCACAACUCUCCCCCUCUCUGUCUCUCUCUCUCUCCAUUUGGUAGGAUCCCUAGAAAAAACACCACCCCAUCUAUGCAAACUUCCCAUAUAUAAAACUCAUUUACAAAUCCCUCUCCAAUGUCUUCCAACACCAACAAGCGAAGCCUCAUCAGAACCAUUUUCACAGCCAAUGGAGGCUGUGGAUGCAACAAGCCAAAGCUCUCAGACAUAUUCCAACCGAAGCCAAAGUCCAAAAUUCCCAAUCACCAAAACCCAAAUCCCACUACCUAUCACCACUCUUCUUCAAGUUCCGAUUACACUUGUUCAACAACAUUCUCUCUUAACAACAUUGGCACAUCUUCCCCACACUGCUCUUCUUCUGAACCCGAAAAAAACCCACCACCACCACCACACUUGUGUUCCAAGAUGGUCAGCCCUUGUUCCAAGAUCUCCGACAGCGUCGCCGUCGUCAAAGAAUCCGACGACCCUUAUUUGGAUUUCAAGAAUUCAAUGCUUCAGAUGAUAUCAGAGCGAGAGAUCUACUCGAAAGCCGAUCUGGAAGAGCUUCUCAGCUGUUUUUUACAGCUGAAUUCGCCGACCCAUCACGAGAUCAUCGUUCGAGUUUUCACGGAGAUCUGGAAUGGGAUCGGCCAGACUCAGACUCAAAUUGAGAGUAACUCUCUAUAACUAACUCCUCCACACGAGAGUCACAUGAAAGCUAGCUGUGUGGCACGUGUGGGGUGGCCAUGUGAUGACUUUGAAUUCGCACGUGGGAACAUGCAUGCUAUGGCAAGGUAGUUAGUUCUAAGAGUGCAUGCAUUUCAUUAUUAUUUUUAUUUUUUUUAUUUUUUUGGUAUCAAAAUGUGGUGGCAAAGGCAAGUAUUGAAGGUUUAUGCGGUGGGGAAAGAGAGAAGUUGGUUUUUGAAUGCACGCAUUAAUGGUGAUACAGAGAGGCAAGGUUUUUGAAAAAUGAGCAUUAAUUAAUGACACCACUAAUGAUGUGAUAAUGGGUAUCCACUGUGACAGUGCUGUUGUGUCUAUUUUGUUUAAAAAAAGUGAAUGGCACAUCACUAGUAGUUAUUUAGAGCACCAUUUUUAGUGGUCUCUAUCAUUGUCCUUUUUAUUUUUACAAUUGUAUGAGAUAAAUAAAAGAAAAUAGAAAGAAAAAACUACAUUAUCCCA
Messenger RNA from Camellia sinensis, 1381 nucleotides. RefSeq lists its product as uncharacterized. The record is from RefSeq and is a predicted model, not a curated record. Lineage: Eukaryota; Viridiplantae; Streptophyta; Magnoliopsida; Ericales; Theaceae. Gene Ontology annotation, biological process: negative regulation of DNA-templated transcription.